This is a messenger RNA of Drosophila biarmipes, 1844 nucleotides long. RefSeq lists its product as uncharacterized. The transcript is spliced from 2 exons. Lineage: Eukaryota; Metazoa; Arthropoda; Insecta; Diptera; Drosophilidae. The record is from RefSeq and is a predicted model, not a curated record. Bases 60 to 1661 code for a protein of 533 amino acids.
GUAGGAAGGCAUUUGCUGGGGAUAUGAUUAAUUAGCUGUUGUAAAAUAAAGACAAGGACAUGAGUGAAUAUAGGGCUUGUAGGUCAAGAUCAAGUUGGCUGUGCUCAAAGCUGUCGCCCAGGGUGCUCCGUACGUUUCCCAAGCCUGCCAGUAGCACCAUGGAGCUCGGAGAUUGCUAUUCCAUCAGGUGUCCCGCUUCCGAUAAAACGCGCGGCUUGUACGAAAGCCCGACUGCGUCCAAGAAGAUGGGCCAUAAGGGAUCGGAAAAACCGAAAACUUGGAAGGUUAGGUCUCGGUUCCACAGGGCCAAGAAGCCCAAGACGGCCAGGAGCAGCUGGGCCAAGACCAAGGGUGAAAACACGGAGGAAGAGCCACCAACCCGCUGGAAGAUCAUCUCCCCCAACCAGUCCGAGGAUGACGCUUGGCCGAGGGACUUUUGCAGGCAGCAGGAGAAUGAGCUCCGGUGGAAGAUGUUCACGGACGCGGAGUACAUCGACUGGAAGGCCUUCAAGGACAAUGACUGCCAGGUGCCGCUCCGCUCGGUGUUCUCCUAUCUGAAGGUCCAGCUCCAUCCCGUGGCAAUUGGCAAUGCGCCGCGCAAGAAGGCGGUGCCGUCUGUGCUGGCCGAUAUGGUGAAGGGCAACCACGGCGCCUACGUCCGCAUCAAGAUCGGACAGCAGCGGUUCCAGUGCAUCCCCAGCCUGCUGAAGUGCUACUCCGUGUGGUUCGCCAACCGCGACUGGCGGAUGACCCGCUUCAAGUUCCUUGAGCGGGAGGUGCCUGCCCGCGGCUUUGCGGCGCUCUACGAUUGGAUGCGUACCGAGCAGAUGCCGGCGUUCAACGUGGCGGUGGCCACCCUCCAGGCGGCGCGCCGCCUGCGUGUCCCGCUGCUCGAGAAGGACUGCUGGCAGCUGCUGUCCACCGACGAGGUGCGCGAGAAGAGGGCCUUCCUGGUCUUUCUGGAGGCCAAGGAGCUGCCGGCGCUGGGCGAGGUCUGCGAGGCGAUGCUCGGUCGGCUGCGCAACUACUUCCUGGCGCUGGUGGGCAGCCCCGAGUAUCUGGACCUGGAGGUCAAUGUUCUGGAGGUAUUACUGCGCCAGGACGCCAUUGGCGUCAACUCAGAGAUGGAGGUGUUCUUUGCCGUGCUCCGCUGGCUGGGACAUCCGGUGGAGCCGACGCGCCUGCCGUACAUGCGCCGCCUGAUGAACUGUGUCCGCUUCAACCACAUGCCCAUGACCUUCUUGUUCAGCCUACGCGAGUCCAUCAACCGGCCGGACAAGGAUGAGCUCUUCCGGCCGGAUCCCGUGCUGCUGGCCUUCAACCGGGACCCGGAGACAAUGGCUUCGCUGGAGCAGGCCAUGUCCUUCAUCGGGGUGCGCUGCCAGUACGACGACACCGAGGAGUUCCUCGCCGUCUGCGAGGACCACAGCAUUGGCGUGGUCUUCCCGCGCCAGUGGGUCUACCACCCCAACUGUCCGUACCACCUCAGUCGUCUGAGCUUCCCGUACCAACACCGCUUCACUGUCACCGAGUUCACCGAGUACGUCACCAGCAUCCAGGAGACUUGGGCCGGCGAGGGGCCGGCGGACCACGGAAAGACCCUGGUCCUCGACAUGGUUAAGGAUCCGCUGCUGUGCAGGCAAAACGGCUGGGAUGGGUAGAUGUGAGAGCUAUGUAUACAUAGGGGUUCCAAAAAGCCUGCAUGCGAACAACAUUUUAGUUGGUUCCUUAUUUCCCGCUCGUGUCCUACCUGUUCGAGCACCCACCUAAAUUCAUGUUGAAAUCAUAUUUGUUAAAAGAAAUUAAGGUUAACAUAACUUGCUGUUAAAUUCAGGCUUAUUGUA